This is a messenger RNA of Gloeophyllum trabeum ATCC 11539, 1464 nucleotides long. Its product is annotated as MFS general substrate transporter. Bases 1 to 1464 code for a protein of 487 amino acids. Gene Ontology annotation, cellular component: membrane. The transcript is spliced from 17 exons. Gene Ontology annotation, biological process: transmembrane transport. Gene Ontology annotation, molecular function: transmembrane transporter activity. The record is from RefSeq and is a predicted model, not a curated record. NCBI's taxonomy places the organism in Eukaryota, Fungi, Basidiomycota, Agaricomycetes, Gloeophyllales, Gloeophyllaceae.
AUGUCUCGUUCAGAGUCAAUCAUAUCGAAGGAAAGGACCUCACUGCGUGAAGAUGCGGCUGCAGAUUCGAAGGAAGGGCCGCUGACGCCUUUCAGUCGAGAAGACGAUAAGCGUUUGCUCAGGAAGCUGGAUUGGCAUCUGCUACCAUUCGUGUCCCUUCUCUACCUCUUAUCCUUCCUGGACCGGAGCAACAUAGGCAAUGCGAAGGUGGCCGGUAUGGCCCACGACCUCAACCUCGUCGGGCUCAAAUACAACUUGGCCGCAGCUUUGUUUUUUAUCCCGUAUUGUCUCGCAGAAGUUCCUUCGAAUAUUGCUCUCAAGCUGCUCAGGCCGUCAAUAUGGAUACCUUCCAUAACGGUUGCGUGGGGGCUUGUCAUGACUCUUAUGUGCUUGGUUAAUAGUUACGCCGGUCUCUUAGUUGCGCGACUAUUCCUGGGUCUCGCUGAGGGUGGCUUGUUUCCCGGAGUAACCUAUUACUUGUCUCUGUGGUAUCCGCGCGCGAACCAGCCAUCCCGCGUUGCCAUCUUCUUCUCGGCAGCCACUGUCGCUGGUGCUUUUGGAGGUAUAUUGGCAUUCGGCAUCGAGAAGAUGGAAGGCAUUGCCGGCUUGCACGGCUGGCAGUGGAUAUUCUGCUUGGAAGGGAUCUUGACGGUCGUCGCAGCGGUCUUGGCGUAUUUCUACAUGCAUGACUAUCCCGAGACUGCUCGUUUCUUGACACCUGCAGAACGGGACCGCGUAAUCCACAUGCUCAAGGAAGGACAAGAUUUUGCGACCCACUUCGAGUGGAGGUUCGUCUGGGAUGCCUUGCGGGACUACAAGACUUAUGUGCAAAUCGGCAUCUACAUGGGCCUACUCAUCCCAGUCUAUGCUAUUUCGCUUUUUACGCCCACCAUAGUCAACAAUUUGGGCUAUACCGCUGCGCAUGCGCAGCUACUCACCGUGCCACCAUUUGUGGCGGGAUGCAUCGUCACUAUCGUAGUCGGAUUCCUCUCUGACAGAUACAAGCUUCGGGGACCAUUCAUCAUCUGUGGCGCCUUCGUGUCGCUCAUCGGCUAUAUUGUCCUCUACACGCAGACAGCUCCUGGUAAAGCGUACGUCGGUGCCAUUCUGGCAGCCGUCGGGGUCUUCCCGACAAUAGCGGUUGACCUUGCUUGGGCUGGCGGUAAUGCUGGAGGCGACGUGAAACGAGGUGUCGUCAUCGCGAUGGUGAUUGGUAUUGGGAACCUCGGCGGUAUCUGCUCAUCCUUCAUAUACUAUAAUCCCCCCAGAUUCCAUGUAGGGCAUGGAACCAUCAUGGGUUGGCUGAGCCUCUCGAUUCUCCUGAGUACCUUUGCAAUGUUCGACUAUUAUAGGCUCAACAAGCGGAAGGAAGAACUGUGCAAGCGAGAAGGGAUCGACGAGAGUCGCAAAGACGAAUUCCGACACCUGGACGAUAAGAGUCCUCUUUUCCGCUAUGUUCUCUAA